Molecule: messenger RNA, 585 nt
Organism: Letharia lupina
Lineage: Eukaryota; Fungi; Ascomycota; Lecanoromycetes; Lecanorales; Parmeliaceae
Exons: 6
Coding region: 1-585 (194 amino acids)
Biological process (GO): L-threonine biosynthetic process
Molecular function (GO): threonine synthase activity
Source: RefSeq, a predicted model, not a curated record
AUGUCGUCCCAUACAACAUCACAGCGCUAUCUCUCCACGCGUGGCGGCUCCUACGGUUUCUCCUUCGAAGAGACAGUCUUAAAGGGACUGGCUACAGAUCAGGGGCUGUUUCUCCCAGAAGACAUUCCCUCCUUGCCGUCAAACUGGCAGGAUGAUGGGUCUCAUAUGAGCUUCUCUGAGCUCGCGUUCCAAUUUUUUAGUCUUUACAUUGCCCCAAGCGAAAUCGAGCCCGUGGCCCUUCGAAACAUCAUCAACCGGUCGUACUCGACCAUUAGAGCUCCGAGCGUAACGCCUACGGUGACGCUGAAUAAUGCCAGAACGAUACAUUUGCUGGAGCUGUGUCAUGGAGAGACAUUUGCCUUCAAAGACAUCUUCUUCCGGGUCAUAAGGAACGAAGGAAAGUCGGGCAAAGAUCGGGAGCAUUUGACAGUCCUUUGCGCGCCAAGUGGCGACACUGGAAGCGCCGCGAUAUACGGCUUGAGAGGCAAGAAAGAUGUCUCGGUGUUCGUCAAGUAUCCGACAGGGAAGGUGGGCCCAAUACAGGAGGCACAGAUGACAACGGUGACCGAUAGAAAUGUGCAUUGA